UGCUUUAGAUACUUUGUUGGUUCUACAACGACGCGUCUCUUUGAACGGUGGUUUCAUCUUAGUGAUGUUGUGCGGGAUCUGCCACCUCUCAUUAGAGGCUUCUUCUCAUCAGAAGAGUGCAGAACAGAGACUCCUGGUCCAAAAAGUUUUCUGAUCAACGCUCCAUUUGAACCUGUUCCUGUCGAUUUAGCAAAACCUAUGAAUCUACUCGAAUACAUUGAGAAUCAUAAGGAUGCACUGCGGAGCGGUCCAGUACAAAUAUAUGGCCCUCCGGCGUAUUCAACAGAUGUCCUGUUGUACGGUGAGGGAAAAUACUCGCUGGAUUCACAGGACUACGAGCUUCUCAUCUGGACUAUGGCAAAGUCGCUGAGUGUUCUUGAAACAUCUGAUGAAGGACGUCCACUGGAAGCCAUGAGCAUGACUCGUUGUCCUCCUCAGACGAAAUGCUAUCCGCACGUCAGUUUGGAGCCCACUGGUUAG
This is a messenger RNA of Ostertagia ostertagi, 480 nucleotides long. The record is from the annotation of a GenBank genome assembly. Lineage: Eukaryota; Metazoa; Nematoda; Chromadorea; Rhabditida; Trichostrongylidae.